UGUACGGUGGCUAGGAACAAGUGCGCUUUAGACCAGCCAUGGGUUGUCAAAGGAAGUCUUUAUUCCCAAGAAGUAGUCUUCAAAUCUAGUUUAUAAAAUAAUUAUUGUUAUAUCAUGAUGAGUGAGGACGGGGUUUUACAGAAACUAGGCAAUAUGAAGGCUUUAUUGGGCAUCGUAGCAGGAGCAGGAGCUUCGUAUGGACUGUACAAAAUCUUACUGCGUUCCUGCAGAGAAGAUCCGGAGAGAAGGAGCCUGAAGGCGGGAGACAGUGGGGUGAUACAGCCAGGGAGCCUCGUGGCCAAAGUGUCCGGGUUUAACGUCGUUAGUGGGAAUAUGAGAACAGAAGUUACAUCAAGUGAGAUUCUCUCCAAAUCCCCCAGCAGUCUGGAGCCUCGUCACCUCAGCAUGCUUCUCUCUCUCCUACAGAGCAGCCCGAGUCCGACUGAGAGAACACAAGUCCUUAUAACUUUAGGAAACGCUGCAGCUUUUACAGUAAAUCAGGAUUUCCUGCGUGAACUGGGAGGUCUUCACAUCAUCGCCAGCUUCCUGUCUGACCCUGAACCUGAUGUCAGAGCGCAGGCUCUGAACGCCUUGAAUAACCUGAGCAUGAACAUCCCCAAUCAGGAGCAGCUCAAGAUCUACGUCCCGUCAGUGUUGGAGCUGAUCGAGAUGUCUCCCGUCAACUCGGAUCUUCAGCUGGCGGCACUGAGGUUACUGACUAAUUUGACAGUCACGGAUAACCAUCAGCAUUUACUAAAGAGCUCCAUCACACUCCUCCUGUCACUGCUCGUAGUGAGCAACGGCGCUCUUCAGAUUCAGGUGUUGAAGGUUCUAGUGAAUUUAUCGUCUAAUCCAGACAUAAUGGACGACAUAGUACAAGCCCAGGCUCCUGCCUCCCUGGUGUUCCUCUUUGAUUCCUGCACGAGCACAGAAGUUCUUCUUCGCCUUCUGGUCUUCGUAGGGAACCUGCGGGCCUGGAGACCGUCUGCACAGGUGGCAGAAGUGCUGAGGAGCCGCCCGGACUCCCUCUACUGCGUGCUGCUAGACAGCUCGUCUCAGAUACACGGCAAACUCCCUGCACUCCUGUCCCACCCGGACGGGGAGGUCCGAGCUCAGGUGCUGCGGCUCCUCGCCUAAUCUCUUCUCUCGACUACAGCUUGAACUCAAUCAAACAUGCUGUGUUUAAGGUCCAGUCUCGCCGGGCCAGUGCACUUAGACAUAUAUGAACAUGUGUUCAUUUGGAUUGCUUUUAUGAUUUAGUCUUUGAUGAAUGCAACUAUUUAAUGAAGUAGUGAAGAACUAACUAUGGGUCUAGAAGAAAUUAAAAGCAGCGUUUUUUUUUUUUAGCUCUAAGCUUUAUCUACUUCAACAGGGUUUCUUAAGGUUUGCUCGGAUUGUGAUAGUUCUAGCUUUUUAAAGGUCUUCUAAAUUUCCCUGAACCCUUUGUUAUGGAGUUCUGCAGAAGGUUAUGGGUUCAAUCACAGCGACAAACCAAAGAACCCCUGGCACCUGUUUCUGUCAUUAUUGCAUAAAAUAUCUUUGACACAUUUUCGUAUUGUGAAAGUGAACACAAGGCCUAUUUACUCAAACUAAUUUAUGACUAAAGCCUAAAAGAAGUUGUUACAUUUUGUCAAUAAAUAUUUAUGGGUAUAUAAUGGUAAAUGGAAAUUACAACCAUUAUGUCAAUAAGAAUCAUUCUUUGGAUUCUAAGAGAUGUAAAAAAAAAAAAAAUCUGUUAUAAAGUUAUUCCUUUUAAAAUGGUAGUUCUGUAGGAAUGAAUUGUUAGAGUUUAAGACUUUUUUUCCCCUUUGGACUUUUCCCUUUCUUUGGGUCGCAACUUUGGGUCACAUUGAUCAUUCCUCCAAGUUAGUUUACACUGGAUACCCAUCCUGCUGCAACCCACCCAUUUCUUGGGACUUGCCCUGGGCUGGAUAUUUUAUAUGGGCAUAUGGUUUAAGGGGAUUACCCAAGGGUGCCAACCUAGCAGUGGCAACACUUUAAAUCUCCAACCAUCUGAUCAACAACUCAGAGCCUCAACUAAACCACUUGAACCACCACUGCCUGUAAGGGUUCAAACUUUUAUUGCCAAUAACAGUUGAAUGAGAAAAUAACAAGUUCAGAACUUUACAAAAAAAUACAUAAACAUCGAUACCACCCCAGCUUUUAAUUAGUUGUAAAAAAAAAAAAAAAAGUUACAUCUGGAAGUGAAGCCAAUCCUUUUUCUUUAUCUUGACUCCUUUGUGCCUACGUGCCUCUUGGAGGCAGCAAGGGAAAUGGACAAAAAAAGCACAGAAUGCAGAUUUUAUAAACAUACCAGUGAUAAAGUAAAGGGAAAACUACUGCCUAUGAUAUACUGUUCAGGGCAUAUAUUUGUCCCCCUUAGUGUGGCGUGUCAAUGUCAAUUAAUCCAUUAUUCCUAUGAUGAAGCAUUUCAGUCCUGAUUGAGAGCGGUCUCUUCCAGGAUAGAAAUCUGUCUAGAAUGGAAAUUAUUUAAAUCAUACGCUAUACUCUUUAGAUUCACAAGAUCUUAACACCGUAAGUCAAACACCUCUGGGACCAACCUGAACACCAACUGAUGCAUUCUGGUUUAAAAGAAAUACACUUCUAAAUAUUUGGAGUCCAUGCUGAUGUGCAUUUAAGCAGUCUUGUUGGCUUAUGUUUUAUUCCUUUUAUUUGUCACUCACCCGUACGUAUAAUGUUACAUCCUUGGAUUAGUUUGAAUAAGCUCAGUGAGUGUCUCCUGAGACGUGCCCCUCCAUAUCAAGUUACUAGUGCCAAAAACCUUUUAAAACCAGUGAACUCUUGCUGGUCUCCUAUACACAAAGUGCUUCCUGUAAACUUUCCUUUUCUAACCUGGUCAUGUACGGCAAAAGUAAGAUGUGCUUAAAAAAAUCUUUGUGAUGGACAAAGAUGUACUUUGGCAGUUUGAGUUCUCGAGUGCUGUGUGUAUUUUCUGCAUGUGUGUUAAGUACAGCGCAAAUGUUUGCUCGCUUGUGUAUUCUCGAACGCUGCAUUAGGCCAGGUGUGUAAUUAAAGAGCCUGCUUCGGUCAUUUAUUUGACUGUAACUGGAAAAACUUGUAAUGUGACCAUGCUUAUGGAUUAUACCAUAGUUGUGUGAAUACAGCGGAUCGGUUGUCCUGUGAUCUGCUGCAGGUGUAGAGAAAAUGACUCUUUCAAAGUAGCAUAACAUGAGUGCCACUGCUAUUAAUGAUUGGUAAAUUCUGACUCGUUUUAAUGUUUGUAUGAAAAACCUUGAAAUAAAUUAUUUUAUUUUGGA
Molecule: messenger RNA, 3278 nt
Organism: Clarias gariepinus (North African catfish)
Lineage: Eukaryota; Metazoa; Chordata; Actinopteri; Siluriformes; Clariidae
Gene: armc10
Product: armadillo repeat containing 10
Exons: 6
Coding region: 115-1137 (340 amino acids)
Cellular component (GO): mitochondrion
Source: RefSeq, a predicted model, not a curated record